AUGGCCGAAGACUUCCUCUUUGCUAGUGAUUACGAUGGCUCAUAUCCCUUAUGCAAGGAAGAAGUGGAUAGGCCUUAUCUAUCACUUGGAAUCUUUGAGCAACAGAGAAAUGAGCAAAACAGAAAAAAAGCCGAACUGAAAAGAGAUGGGAAUGAAAGUGAUUCUAUAGCUAAAAAAAUAAAAGAAGCUGAAGAAACAAGAAAAGAAAUAAGCAAUUUACAACAAAGAUGUAUUGAGACACAUGAUCACAAGUAUGAUCAUGGGAAACGUGAGGUGUUGGAAAUGGAUAAAAGUAAGGUAGAACUGACUAAGGUGCAACAAGAAAAGAGUAAUGAGCAUGAAGUAGGGUGUGAUAUGGUCCCUCCCCCUCAGAAAAAGAGCAUGCUACAGCUCGACAGCAGUUCUCCACUAAACCUGAUGAUGAUGUGUGAGGAGUCUGUUGAGAGAUCUUUAAGUGAAGAGCUCAUGCUCCAAGCUGCAGUAACCAUGACUGUUCCAGCUGCUCCAAAUCUGGGCAAUCGAUCGUUUAGCAGCAGCCCAUUUGCAGAACCUAAAACAUUUGUUCCUCCUGGGCAGCUGGAGGUGACAUUAAAGCAUGUAUGCACAACUCGUCGUUACACUCGCUUCACCAGCAGACCUACACCGCUGCUGCCAUUACCAUCAGUUCACCCAGAAACAAGCUUGCAGCCCUUACCAAGCGUCAGCAAUACCUCUAUACUGCCACCUGGCCCCAAGAAAAAAACACGCACCUCCUACAGCACUGAUCAGUUGGAGGAGUUGGAAAGGGUGUUUCAAGAUGAUCACUACCCAGAUGCAGACAAGCGGAAAGAAAUUGCAAUUUCAGUUGGUGUCACACCUCAAAGGGUCAUGGUGUGGUUUCAGAAUCGUCGAGCCAAAUGGCGCAAGACGUCCAAAGCGGCAGCAAAAAAGGUUUCAGUGAGCCGAGUCCAGGCUCCUGCUCCAGCCCGUGUUCAGGUUCCUGUAAACAGGCCUGCUCUUUUCAAAGGUCCUGUAAUUGCACCUCUGCCUCCUCAAACCGGCAACAAACUCCCACCUCAUAGCACCCUCCUCACCAGCUGCACAAGCCCACCAGGCUGUGUGGAUGUGGCCACGACUUGCGUCUCCCAGGCUGGUUUAGGUGACUUCAUGCCCCCCAUUAUGCAGAGUCCCCCACCUCUUCGCCGAGCCUCGUUGCCCUUCUUUGCUGCAUACAACCCCCCCAACUACGCUCUGUCUGUGUUGCUGGACACACCGGAACAUAGUGAACCUCAGCCUUUCAGCAUGCACACAGACACUGGGUUUAACUACGAUCUUAUGGGCCCUUCAUCUAAAUAUGAGGCUGGAAAUGGCACUCAGCCCUACUUUCUCACUACAUACCCCCAACAGUCCAGUUUACUUCCCCAGCAAUCUAACGCUCUCCUUUCUUCACAAAGCAAUAAUGUACUCUCACAGCAGCCAAACGCGCUACUGCCACAGUAUUCGCGUAUGUCAUACCUCACCCCAUCACCUUACCUGACCCCCAACCCUAGUGAAGGAACCACCAGCUCUGGCCUGCCACUGAACCCCAGCACCAACAGCAGUCUACUGGCCUGUUCUAAUGGAGGACAUUCCUAUUUUCAUAGCCAAAAUGGCAGUCAGAUACUACUGCAACAUGGAGUGCAAGCUAUGCAGGCGUACUCAUGGGCUGGUGAUAUCUACAGUCAUUCGACUCAGGUUCCACACUCACUCUUAAAGCCCCAGUUCACAUCUGAGAGAGAGAGCCACUAUCCUCCACUGGUUCCAUCCCAGCCCUACAUCACACCACAGAGGGCAACCAGCCUGACCAAAUCUGCCACCCCUGACCCCAUGCUACCUAGUGUGAAAACGGAGUUAGAGGAAACUGGGCACAGCCAACCAGCCAGAGUAUCUGAGCCAGAGACCAUUUUCCACUGUGAUUUCUCACCCAUUCACUUCUGACAGGGCCAUCAGCACUGAAUGCGGAACUCUACAGCCUGCAGUCUGUUUGUGUAUUUUUGUGUUUAGUUUGUUUUUUUGA
This is a messenger RNA of Trichomycterus rosablanca, 2035 nucleotides long. RefSeq names its product homeobox protein NOBOX-like. NCBI's taxonomy places the organism in Eukaryota, Metazoa, Chordata, Actinopteri, Siluriformes, Trichomycteridae. Gene Ontology annotation, molecular function: RNA polymerase II cis-regulatory region sequence-specific DNA binding; DNA-binding transcription factor activity, RNA polymerase II-specific. The record is from RefSeq and is a predicted model, not a curated record. Gene Ontology annotation, biological process: regulation of transcription by RNA polymerase II. The coding region runs from base 1 to 1956 and encodes 651 amino acids. The transcript is spliced from 10 exons.